UGUAAACAAUGGAACCAGAGGUUAGGAUUCCAUAACGAAUGUUCAUUCUUCUUCUUGUUUCUUUUCAAUUUCAUUUAAUGUAUUGAGGUUCUUCCGGUUAAUUUAGUUUAUUCUAGUUCUUUAAUUUUGAAUUUAUGUUAGCAAUGAGUGAUUUCGGGGAGAUCAGUUAUUCUUCUAAGAAAACAGCUGUGAGGAAGGCUGCUGAGGAGGUUACACAAGCUCUCAACACUAUUUCUGAUAUUUUCAAGACUUUCCAAGAAGACUACCUAGCUCUCCUCCUCGACAACGAGAACCUCCGUUCCCUGCUGAAGAAGUCCUCCCCCCCAGACCCUCAAGCCAUCUCCAAAAUCCUCCAAGAAUCCCCCAAGAAGGCCCCCUCCCCUCCGCCCCGCGUCCCCUCCCCCAUAAUCCUCUCCCAAGAGGAUGACCCAGAGACCCCAGGAAUAGUGGAAACGACUCAAUUCCCCAUAAAGCCCCGUCCCACUCCCUCUAAACUCCACAGGCCCCAGCCCAAAAAGGCCCUCUUCCCCCCCUUCAAGGACCACUCCGCCGUCGCCAGCACUUCAGAGACUCCGCGAAAGCCCCAGCCCCCGUCCAGAAUCCUCUCCCUCAGCAAGAAGAACGUGCAGACAAGGAUAAACUCAUCAGGAAAAGUGGAUAAGCAAUCGAAACUGGUUCUGCAGCCCCUCAGCCAGAAGACAGACAUCAACAGUAUCAAGAACACCUCCCUGAACACCACAAAUGUUGAUCCCCGAGACCUGGAGAUCGACGAGACAAUGUUUGAGAAGGCACUCACCCAGGAGAGGGCAGAAGUGAUCAACCUGAGUCCAAACCGGGAUAAUUCACGAAAAAAAGGGAGAUUGCGAUUGAAAUCAAAAGUUGAAAGUCUCCCUAAGCCUAAGGCUAAGCCCCAGUCACCGCACGAUGAUAUUGUCCUCUCUGACUUUGAAAUGGAGGAAAUGGAGCCAUCACUAACUCAGAUCGAGAAGGAAGCCAUCACUCAGAGCAGAAAGAAGGAGAAAAAACAGGGGGAGAAGGAGAAUCAAGAGAGGUCUGAGCCAGCAGUUCGAGUGAAUACCAUCGACUUGGAUUGUGAGGAGGAGUCCAGGGCUGAUCCUGAUGAGACGUUUUUCCCAAGGGGAGAAACCAGCUCUAGGGGGAUGCAAAAGGAGAAUGCAACCAGGAAGAGAUUACCUGAAGAUGAUGGACUAGUUGACAAGGCAACGGAUAAAAUAUUUGAUAUGGAUGUCGAUGGGGACUGGGACACAGACGUCUCCAUGGACAAGUGGACAAGUCCACCCUCGAAGAAAUUGAUGGACAGUUUUGAUGUUGUUCCUGAGAAGAAGGACCCUAAUUUUGCGUAUAAGGGGCCUGCAGUCCGGGGCAAGAAUGAGAGGGCGAAGUUGAGGGGCUGGAGCUGCAAGGAUUGUCAGGUUUAUUACGAGAAUAUGAAUCUUACGGAGGAGGAGUUGAAGAAGAGGAUGGACCAGUGCUCCAGGCACCGGUCCAAGUACAAUGAGAAGUAUAACACACCUCCUGGCUUCUGGAAUCCUGUGUUUGAUAAUACACCUGCCAGUCAGCAAACUAUUCGUCAAUGAUUGCUUUGGGUUUUGAUUAGUUGAUUGGAGUUGAGUAAUUUAUUGGGAGAGGAUAUUUGGAGAAGGACAAUUCAUUGGUUGAUUCAUUAUAGAGAGGUGGGGAAUUGAGAAUUUUUGGACAUUCCUUGUUCCAGAAGUACUAUUUGUUUGUAAAUAGUUUGGGGAGGAUUCUCUUUUUAUUUUUAACUGUUGGAAGAAAUUGAGAAAACUGCGUAGAUUUGUCUUUCCAAUUUUCCCUCAUUUUCGGAGUUCAUUUUCUAGUAACUACUUUUUGGAUAAUGUUUACUAUUUUUAUAGACGAAAAAAUUUGAAUAGAAGAUUUGCGAGUGAGGAAUUCUCGAAUGAAUUUAAUAUUGAUUAAUUCUGUGAAUUGAUAACCUGUGAAUUAUUGAUCACAAAAGAAAAAUAAGUAAAUAACUAAAAAUAGGGAUCUAAAGGUUGAAUAAUAUUCGCUAUUUUUAUAAAAUAAAAAAUUAAAAUAAAAAAUUCGAGAGUGGGAAAUACUAAAAUGAAUGAAUUAAUUAAUUCUGUGAAUUGAAAGUGUGUGCAUUAUUAACUACAAAAGAAGAAAGGAAGAUUUAAUUUCUGUACAUUAUUAAUAGCGCUUUUCUUGGCGCGGUUUUUUCUCCAACUUAUCUGGGUAUGUUUCUUCGAAAUGAAUUUUUUUGUUUCGAAUUUUGACGUGUUUCUUGGGGACUGAAAUAAUUUCCAACCCCUCACCCCACACCCCCUUGCCUGAUAGGGUUCAAUUGUUUUAUCGAAAUUUCAAUUCCCAAAAAAUACGUCGAAAUUGAAAACAAAAUAAGUCGUUUCAAAGUAACACACCCGGAUAAGUUAGAAAAAAAACAUGUCAAGAAAAGUGCUAUAAGAGUAGAAAUAAAAUGUUGAAUAAAUUACAUAAUUUUCAUAAAUUAAUUUUGAGCAAAAUUGUAAAUUCAACAAUAAUUUAAUUCAUCUUGAAUUAUUAAUUGUAAAAGAGGAUACAGAUUUAAUUUUUGUGUAGAUUUUUGUCGUUUAUUAAAAAUAAAAAUGAA
This is a messenger RNA of Diachasma alloeum, 2632 nucleotides long. RefSeq names its product DNA endonuclease RBBP8. Bases 135 to 1598 code for a protein of 487 amino acids. Gene Ontology annotation, cellular component: site of double-strand break. Gene Ontology annotation, molecular function: double-stranded DNA binding; damaged DNA binding; Y-form DNA binding. NCBI's taxonomy places the organism in Eukaryota, Metazoa, Arthropoda, Insecta, Hymenoptera, Braconidae. Gene Ontology annotation, biological process: double-strand break repair via homologous recombination; DNA double-strand break processing involved in repair via single-strand annealing. The transcript is spliced from 2 exons. The record is from RefSeq and is a predicted model, not a curated record.